AUGUCAAAUAAGUCCUCAACGCCAUCGUCAUCGUCCACCUCGCUGCGAACAACCCCCUCAGCUUGCACCACCACUCCAGCACCACCAACAGGCACUUCAAAGGGCCAGAUCCACGUUAAACUCAUCUCCGCACGUUCCUUAAACAUCUCAUCGAUAAAUGCUCGUCCCUAUGUCGUCGUCCAGUUCGAGCAGAACGAGUUCGUCAGUCGAGACCCCACCGAUGAAACGGACAAGGAGGUCAAGGGAAUUGCCACGGCUCUUUCUAGAGUCAGCUCUUCAAAUGCUCUGUCAGCUCUUACUGCCAUCGGCUCGAGAGGUCCUGUCGACACAGCAAAGCGGGGCAAAUCCAGUGCCGGAAGCACUCCAGCCUCAUCACUCUCAUCGUCGGGGAAACCGCCAAUAUCUCCCGCAGCAGCCCCCGGGUCUGCAAAUGGUUUAUUUGGUCGUUUAUCUGCACACAACCCUGUGUGGAAACACGAGGUGUCAUUUGACGUUACUUCCGAGGAAUCCCUCAUUACAUUCAAUGUAUACGAUCGUGCCGUAGAAGACCACGGCUUUCUGGGCACAGUUCAAAUCAAGCCCGCUCUCGUUCAUGAUCACACCGUGGACCAGUGGUACAAGCUCCGGCCGUUCGAGAAUGAGAUUGUAAGCGGUGAGAUGCGUGUACAAGUCACGUUCGAGCAGUACAAGACCAAGCGCGCACUUACUCCAAGAGAUUUCGAGUUUUUAAAGCUUAUCGGCCGAGGGACAUUCGGCAAAGUGUUUCAAGUGCGGAAGAGGGAUACUAAGCGUAUAUACGCAAUGAAGGUCCUAUCGAAAAAGGAGAUCGUGGCCAAGAAGGAAGUCGCACAUACGAUUGGCGAACGCAAGAUAUUACAACGUUCGCUAGAGUCCCCUUUCCUCGUUGGUCUCAAGUUCAGCUUUCAAACCGAUGCGGAUCUGUACUUGGUGACCGACUUCAAGAGCGGAGGCGAAUUGUUUUGGCAUCUGCAAAAAGAAACUCGAUUUAGCGAGGAACGGGCACGAUUCUACAUCGCCGAGCUGAUCCUGGCAUUAGAGCAUCUACACAAGUACAAUAUUGUUUAUCGUGAUUUGAAACCCGAAAAUAUCUUGUUAGACGCGACAGGCCAUCUUGCACUGUGUGAUUUUGGCCUUUCCAAAGCCGAUCUCCGGUCAGAUGAGCUAACCACCACGUUUUGCGGGACUACAGAGUAUCUGGCUCCAGAGGUGCUUCUAGACGAACAUGGAUACUCAAAACUAGUUGAUUUCUGGUCACUCGGUGUUUUGUUGUUCGAGAUGUGUUGCGGCUGGAGUCCUUUUUAUGCAGAGGAUACGCAACAAAUGUACAAGAACAUAUGCUUCGGAAAGAUAAGGUUCCCGCGAAACGUUAUCAGCGAAGAUGGGAAGCAAUUCGUAAAAGGGCUCCUGAACCGGAAUCCGAAGCAUCGCCUCGGUGCGCAGCGUGAUGCAGCAGAUUUGAAAGAGCAUCCAUUCUUCAAGUCUAUAGAUUGGCAAGCACUGUCGCUCAAGCAAGUCACUCCACCAUUCAAACCUGUUGUCGAGUCGGAUGAGUCGACGGCAAACUUUGAUCCUGAGUUUACCACAGCAGAUAUCCGGGAAGUUGGAGUUGAUCAUAUGGAUUUGGACGAGGAAGAUCCAUCAGAGGAUUGGACCUCGCGGUCGAUAACUGUGUCAGGUUUUGUGCAUACGCCGAACGGGCCUUUAGGGAGUGACAAGAAUGGCAUCAGCCCGAUCACCCCUCUCGGCCUCCCGACUCAAGUGAAUGCGAGCCGGAGCCAGGGCAUACAGAUAUCGAAAAAGAAGAAGAAAGAGGCCGCUGGUAGUCCACUGACUAACAGUGUGCAGGAGAACUUCCGCGGAUUCACAUAUUCUGGGGAGAGCGUGGUCACUCCCAACGGAAUUUUAGGACAUAGUGGAGUGGUGGGAGAUGACGAGGCUGUGGAUGAUGAAGAGACGCAGGAGCCGACAACGGAAGACGAAUUUGAGGAUGAAGAUAAUUUUGCGGGUAGGUAUUCGACUGCCAGGCGGCAAGGCGUUGUGGAUGAAGAUAUGCGUGUUUAA
This is a messenger RNA of Serpula lacrymans var. lacrymans S7.9, 2082 nucleotides long. RefSeq lists its product as uncharacterized. The transcript is spliced from 6 exons. NCBI's taxonomy places the organism in Eukaryota, Fungi, Basidiomycota, Agaricomycetes, Boletales, Serpulaceae. Gene Ontology annotation, molecular function: protein serine/threonine kinase activity; ATP binding. Gene Ontology annotation, biological process: protein phosphorylation. The record is from RefSeq and is a predicted model, not a curated record. Bases 1 to 2082 code for a protein of 693 amino acids.